Daktulosphaira vitifoliae (grape phylloxera) is the source of this 944-nucleotide messenger RNA. It is a transcript of the gene Sod2, whose product is annotated as superoxide dismutase [Mn], mitochondrial. NCBI's taxonomy places the organism in Eukaryota, Metazoa, Arthropoda, Insecta, Hemiptera, Phylloxeridae. The transcript has 5 exons. The record is from RefSeq and is a predicted model, not a curated record. Gene Ontology annotation, cellular component: mitochondrion. Gene Ontology annotation, molecular function: superoxide dismutase activity; metal ion binding. Gene Ontology annotation, biological process: superoxide metabolic process. Bases 134 to 805 code for a protein of 223 amino acids.
GACAUUUUUAUAUGGCCUAGCCGGUAAAACCUGAAAAAUACUAUUCUUUUUAUUUUAUGUUUAGUUUGUUGAUAAUAAUAUAAAUUAUACUUAUUUCAACGAUCAUUUGUUUCUUACAGUCAAAAACAUAAUUAUGGCUACUAAAAUUGUGAAAUCAUUAUUCAAAAGUCAGCCAUUGGGUAUCCUAUUUACACCUCAAGUAAGGUAUAAAGCUACACUUCCUUCACUUAAAUUUGAAUAUCAUGAUCUGGAACCUACAAUAUCCCGGGAAAUAAUGGAAAUUCAUCAUCAAAAACAUCAUAAUACUUAUGUGGUAAACUAUAACAAUACAAUUGAAAAACUAGAAAGUGCUGUGUCAAAAGGUGAUACUAAUACAAUUAUUAGCUUGGAGCCUGCUUUAAGAUUUAAUGGAGGUGGACAUAUUAAUCACACAAUUUUCUGGGAAACUCUAUCCCCUUGUUCUUCACAACGAUCAAGCGAUCUUGAUAAAGCAAUAAUACAAAGCUUUGGUUCAUUUGAAGCAUUUAAAAAUAAUUUGUCGGCUGCAUCAGUGGCUGUUCAAGGAUCAGGAUGGGGUUGGCUGGGCUAUAAUCAAAAGAAUAAAAAAUUAGUUACAAUAUCAUGCCCAAAUCAAGAUCCAUUAUUUGCUACUACAGGGCUUUAUCCUCUAUUUGGAAUUGAUGUUUGGGAACAUGCAUAUUAUUUACAAUAUAAAAAUGUACGUGCUGACUAUGUUAAUGCAAUUUUUGAUGUUAUUAACUGGGAAGCCGUAUCAAAACGUUAUAAUGAUGCAAUAAGCCAAUAAAAAUGUUUUAAUUAUUAAUAUUUAAAUUUUUUUUUUAAAUUGCUUUAAAUUACAAAAUGCAUUUGUUUUCAACAUUUUUCUAUUAAUAUUGUGAAAUUGUUAUGAUUUUAUUUAUAAUAGAGCAUGAUUUCUCAAUGAA